Molecule: messenger RNA, 1255 nt
Organism: Chironomus riparius
Lineage: Eukaryota; Metazoa; Arthropoda; Insecta; Diptera; Chironomidae
Source: the annotation of a GenBank genome assembly
CUAGAAGUGAAAAUUUUGUGAUUUAUUGAAGUUUUGUGUUUAUUUUAUUCCAAUUAUCAAUUGUUGGUUGUACUGUGCAUAAAACAGGAAGCAUAAGAUCCAUAUGAUUCAUAAGAACAUCAAGUGCAAUCAAGAAUAAGUUUAGAAGGAUCGAAAAAAAUCAAAUAAUAAAGUGACAGAAAUAAAACGCAGAUAUUAAUUAAAUAAUUCAUAAAAUGAGUAAACCAGCGGCUCAAUUAAGUGAUGUAGAGUUAAAGGAUCACGGCAAUAAGUUAUUUGCAGCCAGGAAAUAUGACGAUGCAAUCUCCUGCUAUAAUAAAGCAAUUAUUAAGAAUCCCAAUAAUCCAACAUAUUUUACGAAUCGUGCACUUUGUUACAUCAAAUUGAAGCGAUAUGAAGCCGCGUGUCAGGAUUGUCGAAGAGCUUUAGACAUGGAUAAUAAUUUGAUUAAGGGACAUUUCUUCUUAGGUUUGAGUCUUAUGGAACUUGAAGCGUUUGACGAGGCAAUCAAACACCUUCAGAGAGCUCAAGAUCUCGGAAAAGAACAAAAGCUUAAUUUUGGUGACGACAUAGCUAGUCAGUUGAGAUUAGCAAGAAAGAAGCGAUGGAACUUGUUAGAAGAAAAGCGAAUUCAGCAAGAAAUUGAACUACAGUCAUAUUUAAACCGUCUUAUUAAGAAAGAUUUAGAGGAACGAUUAGAGAAGCUUAAAAUUGACGAAAAUUUAUCGGACGACGGGAAGAAAGAAGCAGCUAAUGAUGCUGAACAGCAAUGUGAGAACUAUAGUACAGAACUUAAUAGUUUAUUUGCAAAGAUUGACGAUAGGCGCCGUAAACGUGAAGUUCCUGAUUAUCUCUGUGGUAAAAUUAGUUUUGAAAUUCUUCAGGAACCAGUCAUUACGCCAUCUGGCAUCACAUAUGAAAGGAAAGACAUUGAAGAACAUUUACAGCGAGUUGGACAUUUCGAUCCAGUUACGCGAGUACCAUUGAGUGUAGAACAACUCAUACCGAAUUACUCAAUGAAGGAAGUUGUUGACGGUUUUGUACAAGAGAAUGAAUGGUCACUUGAAUAUUAGAUUGAGAGAGAUUUAAUAGACAGAAAACAGAUUUAUUAUGGGUAACUGAGUAGUGUGCAAAAAAAGUUUCAUGAAACAUAUGUAUCCUAUGUAAAUAUUGAUUAUAAUCAUUAUUACUAUUGUCAUUAUAAUAUAACACUUUACGAAUUAACUUCUAAGAAAAAAAUAAAUUAUGAAGGAAG